Photinus pyralis (common eastern firefly) is the source of this 2116-nucleotide messenger RNA. It is a transcript of the gene Nmnat, whose product is annotated as nicotinamide/nicotinic acid mononucleotide adenylyltransferase 3. Gene Ontology annotation, biological process: NAD+ biosynthetic process. The transcript has 6 exons. The coding region runs from base 334 to 1476 and encodes 380 amino acids. The record is from RefSeq and is a predicted model, not a curated record. Gene Ontology annotation, molecular function: nicotinate-nucleotide adenylyltransferase activity; nicotinamide-nucleotide adenylyltransferase activity. NCBI's taxonomy places the organism in Eukaryota, Metazoa, Arthropoda, Insecta, Coleoptera, Lampyridae.
UAAAACAAGAAAUGUGGGUUACUAUACUAUUGAAUUAAUUUGUAGAUAGUUUAUAAAUUCAAUGACUAUACUUGUGACUGCAACUUGACACGUUUCACAACCACCAUCGAUUUUGCCGCCAAUUGCACAAUCAUGAAUCAUUUGUUUGUUUUUGACACUUUAAAUGACAACCACGCUGUGCUAUUUGUUUUAUCGAAUUUCGACGGAACUCGUAAUCGGUAAUCACUAAAAAACAGUUGCGUUGCGGGUAUUUCGGUCUGCGAGCAUUUUGAUAACGCUUUCAAUUUAUUAAGUAUGUAGAUUAAGGUUCCGAAAUACAACCUAGAGUGCAUCAUGUCUCCCACAAAAGUCAUUUUGUUAGCUUGUGGUUCAUUUAGUCCACCUACCAACAUGCAUAUGAGAAUGUUUGAAAUUGCUCGCGAUCACUUACAUCGACUAGGAAAUCAUAUUGUAAUCGGUGGAUUGAUCUCACCUGUCCACGAUGCGUACGGCAAAAAGGAUUUGGUGCCCUCCACCCAUCGCCUGGCAAUGAUUAAACUUGCCCUACACAAUUCCGACUGGAUUAAGGUUUCUGACUGGGAGUGCAAUCAGGAAACCUGGACACGGACAAACCAAACGUUACAGUAUCAUCAGAAUAAAAUAAACUCUUUGAUUAAUCAUUCUAAUAAUUACGACUACGACAUAAACGAGGAGGAUUGUAGAUGGAUACCGGAUAAUAUGAGGAAUAAUAAUAGUCCAGUUCAAAUCAAAUUGCUGUGCGGUGCUGACCUUUUAGAAUCUUUUGGUACUCCUGGCCUGUGGGCGGAUGAAGAUAUUGAGUCUAUAGUCGGACAACAUGGCUUAGUAGUAAUCACAAGAGAAAACACAGAUCCUUUAAAAUUCAUUUACAAUUCGGAUAUAUUAACAAAACUAAUGCGGAACAUAAUAAUUGUGACAGAAUGGAUUCGACAAGACAUCAGCUCCACCAAAAUAAGGCGGGCGCUACGACGAGCCGAGUCUGUUAAAUAUCUAUUGGCGGAUAAAGUUAUAGAGUAUAUUUAUGAACAGUCCUUAUACGGAACAAGAGAAACUAAGUAUUUAUUAGCACCUACACCAUUUUUGACACCUUCUCCUUCCGACAUUACCAUGGAGUCUCCAAGUCCAACUCGCAAUCCCUGUUUCAAUGUGUGUAAUAAUACCAUCAUACCAAUAUCGUCGUACAACAAUAACUCAAUGUUAAACAAUCGUACGGCUAAGAUGAAUCACGCUAACGUAAUCAAACAUCCCGGUCAGGCUAUAAAAAUUAUUACAGAAAGUACUGGUGAGCACAAACUUGUCAAGGACGAAAACGGCGACACGAAGCAGGUAUGUAAGAAAGAUGGUCAUAGCAAUACGAUCGAAAAGCAACCGAUAAGAAAUGCCGUUGAUAAUCCCUCGAAAGUUAUUUUUACUAAGUUCGGAAUACAUAUUAUAAGUGACGUUGAAACAAUGGUGUAGUAAGUAGCAGUAGCCUAAAAUAUAUAUGUAACAAAUACCUUGUAAUGGUCUUCCAUAUAUCAUUGCCACAUUUUAUAGGCUCAAUAAAAAUCCAGAACUGUAAAUUUCUUGCUUAUUAGACAUUUUACAGGGCAGAACAUGGGAAGAUCUACAAAUAAGUGAGAGACGUCCAUAAUUACUGAAUACUAUUCACUCCAUUGGGUUCAGUCUUGUAAUUUUGUCUAUUGAUAUUCUCAUUCUAAAGUCAUUGUGAAAAAUUAUAGAUACAUAUUAUUGUCGUUACAGCUCAUCUAAUCCGGUGCAUGUUAGUUGAGUACCCUAGUCAGUUUCAUAAUUAAUGAUUUAGAGUAGCUUUUCUUUGUAGGAUAUCUAUAUCUAAUUGAGCCUGCAUGCAUCUAAUAUUUCUGUGACUCUCCAAUUUUGAGCCAUGUUAUUUUUGCUCCGGUCAGUGAAUGCUGUGAAAAUAACAUAUCGCAUUUUGGACACCUCAAAGUUGCAAGUAAAAAUAGAACUGCUCGAGGUGUGUCCGAAAGAUCAUAGUAGAUUCAAGCAUAAGAGAAAGUCUGUCACUUCCCGUUUUUUCCAAUUUCAUUAAUAUCUGUUGUGAGCAGUAAAAUGUCGACAACGAACCAAAAGCUGC